UGACAAGAUUCUAAUGGAAGAUCAUGAUCAACACCAUUGUAGAUAACAUGAUCGAGACUCUUAUAGAUAAUCAAUACAAUUUCUUGCACUUACAUAAAGGCAGUCAAGUGUGGAUGAACAGCAUUCAAUGCUUUCUUGAUCAAUCGGCAAAAUUUUUGCACCUGAGAUUGAUGGAAGGCGGGCGAAAGUUUUUGUCGACCCUUUUGGCGGUGCUGGAUCAGGGAGAAAUUGAGAGGGAUUUUCGAUUCACAGAUUCCAGAGGAGCUGCGGAAACAGAGUGGGUGUGUGUAUGAGGCCUCUGUAUUAUGAAGAAAUUGGAAUCCGAUGAGCACAGAAGCUUGCUUUUGUUUUCUUCGGCUGUUGGAAUCGGUUCUGCAGAAAAAUGUUUAAGCUCCAAUUCUAAUAUCAAGAAAUUUCUUGAGAGCACAAGUGGUGAAAUAAUGCAAGCACCAAGGGCGGAGAAUUUGCUUAGGGUUGCAGCAUCGUUAGGCAACGCAGAUAGGGCGGAGAAAUGGAUAGCUGGUCUCUCACCAGAGAGAAAAAAAAUGUCGAAGAUGUUGGCAAGACGCCUCCUGCAUUCAAGGAUAGUAGUCUUUGUUGACGAUCUUGAUCGUGGCCAAGAAAAUGUGAUUCUGCAGAUACUUUCAGGAGUGAAUCUGGUUUUGGCUGUUGGCAAGAUCAACGUAAUUUUUGGGAUGGACAAGAGAAUGAUGGAGGGGCGUGGUUUAUCUGGUGGUAAAAUUGUGAAUGCAUAACGUUUCUGUUAUGUAGACAGAAAAAUUGUAAAAUAGGUGCAGAAUGAUUGUGGGAUUCAAUAGAAAGCGCUGUGUGCACUGUUAUAUAAUACAAAGAUUACUUUGAUGUACAAAGAUUAUUUUGGUGUACAAUAUGAACGUUUUUGAAGCCAAAAUAGUUAAGGGAUGAUGGAGAGGGCAAUAAUAAAAAGGUAGGGUAACAAGAAGAGCAAUAAAAAGGUGCGCAUACCCCUAGUGAUGAAUUUAAUGUUGCCUUAUAUUUGACAAUGUCGUUUCGUCGAACAGACACGGUUCAACAAGAAUCGGUAAAAAUGAAACAGCAAGAAACAAUUGGGAAAUGAUUUGUGCAAUGUACGAUCACAUAAUUCUGAAUCUUUUAAAUUCAAAAUGAUUGUUUGCAAAAGUUUCGGGAAUUAAAGAAACAAAGUUUCAGAUAGCGGAUCCAAAUUAAAGAAACAAAGCUAGCAAACUGAUUGUUAGCAAAUGGUUAUGCUAACAAAGUUUUGGGAAUUAACGAUUUUGCUAUGUGUAUCUUUGUUUCGGGAAUUAAAGAAACAAAGAUUAUAGUACAAAGAUUCAGAUAGCAGUAUAUUGAUGAGAAGUGUCCAGCGAUCAAAAAAAAUAAGGAAGACACCAAUGAAGGAGUAUCUUUUCUUUUAUGUCUAGAUUUCUUUCUUAAGAGAUUUUUCAUAAGGGAAGAAAACGAAGGAGAUGAAGAAAACAAAGGAGAAAGCUUCCGAGAAUCAGAGGGUCAAUAGAAAUUGUAGAUGAGAUCUUGAGUUUCAGUUUUCAGUCAAAAUAGUUAUGGUUUGGUGUCAAGCAAAUUUAUAUGAAGAUUGUUGGA
Messenger RNA from Cryptomeria japonica (Japanese cedar), 1599 nucleotides. RefSeq lists its product as uncharacterized. The coding region runs from base 306 to 755 and encodes 149 amino acids. The transcript has 4 exons. NCBI's taxonomy places the organism in Eukaryota, Viridiplantae, Streptophyta, Pinopsida, Cupressales, Cupressaceae. The record is from RefSeq and is a predicted model, not a curated record.